GUGGUUUUCUGAUCCCGUAUCUGCUGAUGCUGAUUCUGGAGGGGAUUCCUCUCUUCUGUAUGGAGCUGGCCAUCGGUCAGAAGAUGCGUCUGGGCAGCAUCGGCGCAUGGAUGGCCAUCAGCCCGUAUCUGGGUGGACUGGGUAUCGCCAGUGUUGUGACCUCCAUGUACCUCUGUCUGUACUACAACGUCAUCAACGCCUGGAGCUUCUGGUAUCUCUUCCAUUCAUUUCAGUCGGUGCUGCCGUGGGCCGAGUGUCCCGUCAAUGCGAACCGCACCGGGUAUCUGGAGGAGUGUGAGGUGGCUUCACCCACUCAGUACUUCUUCUACCGCGAGACGCUGAACAUCUCGUCGUCCAUCGAUGAGAACGGAGGCCUUCACAUGGGUCAGGCGCUUUGUCUGCUGCUGGCCUGGAUCAUCGUCUACCUCUUCAUCGUCAGAGGCGUCAAAUCCACCGGCGUGGUGGUUUAUUUCACAGCUACGUUUCCGUACGUGGUUCUGAUCAUCUAUCUGAUCCGCGGCGUCACUCUUCAUGGAGCCUGGAACGGAGUCAAGUACAUGUUCACACCUAAAGUGAGAAACACCUGCUGCUUCUCUGACCCGUGA
Messenger RNA from Sinocyclocheilus rhinocerous, 605 nucleotides. RefSeq names its product sodium- and chloride-dependent transporter XTRP3-like. NCBI's taxonomy places the organism in Eukaryota, Metazoa, Chordata, Actinopteri, Cypriniformes, Cyprinidae. The record is from RefSeq and is a predicted model, not a curated record. The annotation marks the transcript as partial. Gene Ontology annotation, biological process: L-proline import across plasma membrane; glycine transport; sodium ion transmembrane transport. Gene Ontology annotation, cellular component: plasma membrane; apical plasma membrane. The transcript has 4 exons. Gene Ontology annotation, molecular function: L-proline transmembrane transporter activity; proline:sodium symporter activity.